AUGGCGGCCACCCGCUACCGGCGGUUUCUGAAGCUCUGCGAGGAGUGGCCGGUGGAGGAGACCAAACGGGGCCGGGACCUGGGCGCCUUCCUGCGGCAGCGGGUGGCCCAGGCCUUCCGGGAGGGGGAGAGCACCCAGAUUGCUGACCCUGCAAACUGUGACCAAAUGUAUGAGAGUUUAGUCAGAAUCCACACCAAUUUCUAUAAAAACAAGUAUCCACGCCUAAAAGAUACGAGCUUCACUGGAGUGACAGUGGAAGAAUGCAAGCUGAUCCUAGCAACAGACAGCGGGAAACAGAUGGAGGAAAUGAAAAAAGGUAAAUGGAAAAAACUGCGAGAGAAGUUCUCUGCCAAGAAUGCUGAAGAGGACUCAAAGUUAUAACCUCUCUCCCCAGCCCCCCUCUGCACAUAUUCCUAAAGCACUAUAUAUUGCCAUGAUGAUUAAAGCCAUUCAUUCCUCUUAGCAAUAGCAUUCAGAA
Molecule: messenger RNA, 478 nt
Organism: Emys orbicularis (European pond turtle)
Lineage: Eukaryota; Metazoa; Chordata; Testudines; Emydidae
Product: ubiquinol-cytochrome c reductase complex assembly factor 2
Exons: 4
Coding region: 1-381 (126 amino acids)
Biological process (GO): mitochondrial respiratory chain complex III assembly
Cellular component (GO): mitochondrial matrix
Source: RefSeq, a predicted model, not a curated record